Molecule: messenger RNA, 978 nt
Organism: Dentiscutata erythropus
Lineage: Eukaryota; Fungi; Glomeromycota; Glomeromycetes; Diversisporales; Gigasporaceae
Source: the annotation of a GenBank genome assembly
AUGUCUCACGAUAAAGUAAUUUUAGUCACCGGUGGCUCUGGACUCGUUGGAAAAGCCAUUGAAUGGGUAAUUGAAAAUGAUAAAGGAAGGUUCGGUAAAAUGGAAGAUGAAAAAUGGAUUUUCCUUACUAGUAAAGAUGGAGAUUUGAGGUCUACUGAAGCUACUCGCGCAAUUUUUGACAAAUAUAAGCCAACUCACGUGAUACAUUUGGCCGCCCUUGUUGGAGGACUCUUUAAAAAUAUGAAAUAUAAAUUAGAUUUUUUACGUGAUAAUUUAUUGAUCAACGAUAACGUAUUGCACACUUCACAUGAACAUAAGGUUAAGAAAGUUGUAUCAUGUCUAUCUACUUGUAUCUUCCCAGACAAAACAACUUACCCAAUAGAUGAAACCAUGAUCCACGAUGGACCUCCGCACGAGUCCAAUUUUGGCUAUGCGUACGCCAAACGUUUGAUAGACACACAAAACAAAGCAUAUUACGAUCAAUUUGGUGAUAAAUUCACUUCGGUUAUUCCAACUAAUGUGUUUGGCCCUCACGAUAAUUACGAUUUGCAAGAUUCGCACGUUAUUCCAGGAUUAAUUCAUAAAUGUUAUCUCGCCAAGAAGAAUGGAACACCAUUUGUAGUUGCUGGCAGUGGUAAACCCCUUCGCCAAUUCAUUUAUUCGCGAGAUCUUGCGAAAUUGUUUAUUUGGGUAUUGAGGGAGUAUGAUGAAGUUGAUCCUAUUAUUUUAUCAGUCGGCGAAAAGGAUGAAGUAUCUAUUAGAGAUGUUGCAGAUGCAAUUGUAAAUGCUGUUGAUUUUAAAGGAGGUUACUCUUUUGAUACUAGUAAAGCUGAUGGCCAGUACAAAAAGACUGCCAGCAAUGAAAAACUAUUAAAGUACAUUCCUGAUUUUAAAUUUACACCAUUUGAAACUGCUGUGAAAGAAUCUGCUGAAUGGUUCAUUCAGAAUUAUGAUAAUGCACGCACCGGAAAGCAUUAA